UUGCGCGCGCGAGAGCUGUACGCCUCCGCACGCAGUCGUCGUCGGCGGCGGCGGAAGCCGAGAGGCGCGUACAGCAGUCGGCAGCCGCCUUUUCUGCUACGCGCCCGCGCCCCACGACCAACCACGACGACGAAGACGACUACGACGAGCGUCGCGGCGAGGCGGAGCACCUGUUGCCGCCGCGCGGUUCACCCGAUAUAGAGUCGACCACCCUCGAUCAUCAAGUGCAAUCCGGAAGGUUCCAGCCUCCGGUGUUUCUAGAUCGCCGUACUCCUACAGCUGUGGACUUCUUGAACUCCCCGGACCGUCGAUUCACUCGCGAGAACAGCGGCAUCUGAAUCGGCUUCGGCGUGGUGUAACAGACCCCACCCGCACCACUUGAAGAAGCCUGUGGGGCUCCUACAGACCACUCCGGGCAGUUCAUCUUACGAUCUCCGAGCAACCCUUCCAGGUUUAGCUUCAGAAGCGUUCUUCGAAUAAGGGCUCGGCGAAGUUCUGUGUGAUCGUGCUCACUGUGCGGACCACCCACCGAUUUUUACGUGCCAGUUGGUGAAGUGACGUGCGACUGACGGCGAGGCUCGUCUUUUCUGGGAUUGAUUACUCAACGCCAAGCUCUUCUUAGGCCCCGCGAGUAACAGCUGUCCGGGGACGGUGCAUGAGGCUCAAUCCUGCCUCGUAGACCGCGCUAGAGGCAGCUUCUAAAGGAGGACCACCAGGGGUAUACUCAGCGAGCGUCGCAUAGCUUCGUCGCCAGAAGGGGCGACGAUGCCUUCUGACGGCAGCAGCGCCGGCAGCGGCGUUCGCCGGGUCCGGUCACCGGAGGCCGGAUCCGGAAACCGCGUCGUCACGCGCAGGUUCAUCUCCAGUCCCGCACCGCUCGCCGACACCGACGUUAUAUCGAACACAAAGCGAGAGGAAUGGACCACGUCCAAGAAAGUCGUCAACCACAAGACCCGCCAGACCGAGACGAGGGUGCAGCGUCAGCUCGUCCUGGAAGACGGCAAGGUCAUCGCCGACACGGGGCCCCAGAUCACCACCAGAACCACCGAGGACAACAAGGUCGAGGAGUCGGAAGACACCCAGCACAAGAAGACGGGUGACGAGGACGUCCCCGACGGCUACGUGCCGGUUCCGGGUUCCGAGCGCGUGGUGUGCGAGAAGACCGAGUCGCACCAGGUCACCAAGGAGACCAAGGAGGAGAACAUGAAGAUGCACGACGAAAACUUCAAGGAACUGCGAGGACCGGAGGAGAUCCACCGACUGGCCGUGAUGGUGCCGGACGAGUCGCCAUUGGUGGGCAUCCGGCCGGACCGGUUCCCGGGCAAGCUGACGCACUACAGCAGCCGCUCUCGCAAGGUCACCGACAAGGACGAAGUGAAAGAGAUCUCCGAGGAACGCAAUGGAGAGGUCACCAAGCAGACCACCAGGACACAUCACCACGAGGAGAAGGACGACGACGAAGUCCCAGAAGACGAGGCAGAAGGAAAAGACCUUCCAGCCGUCGAGAGAGAGACAAAACGAAACUUCGAAUACCUGCACGACGGAGCGGAGAUCAAGGUUCCCGACCGAAUGCGCAAACAGAAAGACCUCCUGUACCUCCAGGCGACGUCUCCCGAACGACAUGACCCGGUCACGCGGCGGGCGUUGAGCCUUGAAGAGGAGGAGGAGAUACGAAACAGCGAGACGAAUCGCUGGCUGGACAACCACUUCGGCUCGGAGACUUCGGACGACGAUGUCGUGAAAAGCAAGCACGGCGGUAACGUAAUCAACGUAAAGAUGACCGACACCAAGAGGACGCCAACGCCUCCGACCAAGCCACCCAGGGAGUCACCCAACCUCAUCUACACGACGCCGUACUUCAAGUCUACCACCCCGUCGCCUACCCCGCUCGACUCGACACUCAGGAGCACCAAGUCGCAACAGAAGACCACUUCCUAUCGCCGCGAAGAAAAGGUCGACGACUCGAGACAGUCUCGCUCAAGCCCGCGCUCGAAUUGGAAAUCCAGCCCGUCCAUAUACCACGACGUGACGCGUCACCUGGACGAGUCACCAACGCGGUACACCAAGGAGGACCGCUCGUACCGGGAUCUCGAGAGCAGUUACAGACCCGUUGAGAAAUCGACCAUCGUCGGGAACAGCGUCUUCACCAGGGAGGACAGAAGGCUCAACGAAAGCCGGCGAGUCACGAGUGAAUACGACAGAGACGUCAAGAAACAACCACCUCCAGAAAGGCCGAGGUCGCCCGAAUCACGACCCGUACAGAGGUCGCAGUCGACGAGGACGCCCGAGAAGCCAGUUGCUCAAACGCCCACCUACACGUACAGUCUUCCAGCGAGGUUCAACCAGUCGCCGCGCAACGCGCGUGGACCAGGCGUCCAAGACCAGCCGCGGGGUACAGGCAGACCUGGAUCGAGCCUUACACUCCUCCCAGCUCGCGCUACGUCGUGCACAGCGUGCGGGAAACUCAAAGCUUGCCCCGCCAUCAUCACCACCACCACCGACACCAUCACCACCACUCUUCCUCCUCCCACCACCGACAUCCGAAGCGAGGAGACCGAACACCACCGUCGAAGCGGCGACCGAAACCGCAGCCCCGAGUCCAACAUAUCUACGGCGUCGAGGCCUUCCAAGACCUUCUACUUCGGCGACAAGACGGACACCAGCUACCACAACAGCCGCCACAAGGACGGCUACUUCACCAUCGAGAAGGACCGCUACGUGCAGCCUCCCCGGCGGUUCAGGUCGGACCCACGCGAGCGUUACUACUCCGUCGAAGACCUCACGACCCGGAUCGUACGCCACGACGGCGCCGACGUCUUCGCCCAAGAAGCCAAGCUUCAUCGACCGGCAGCGCUACUUCCCGGCAACUCCGCCGGCGAGCCCACCGCCGAGGCUCAUAAAGAUCACCAACGGCCGCUCUACGUCGCCGUCCCCUCCCGAGUCGCCGAGGCCAACAUCGACGAGUCACCUCCUGCCUCCUCCGUCGCCUUACGCGUCGCUCAACCGCCGCUACCGGAGCCCGUCGCCCGUAGCGAACCCUCCGGCAGUUCACGCCCCUCCAGAGUCCAGUCGAGGUCAAGAGGCAGCAGUCUACGAGCUCUUACAGCCGGUCCUACCACCACAGGUCGGCCACGGCGGAUUCGACCGGCUCCAAGCCCGGUCCGAGUGUGAUCGAAGUCAGAAAUUGGGACAGCCGAUGAAGCCGUCGCUUCUUCCGCGAUGUUGUCCUCGACGCCCCGGGUGUUCACCAGAUGACGGAGCCGAAACGUCUUUGAGUCCCGCUUCACGUGGGCUUGGCGAUGAGGAGGGCCACCGCGCGAUUUCGCCUUGGUUACCAUACUUAUUGCAUCUAAAAUCCUUAUACGGGACUUCCUCACGCGAGCUCGCCUAGGAAAGCAUGGAAUCGAAUGGAACCACGAUGGCACGAGCUUUGUUCGUAAAGGUUAGCUUGUUAGAAACUAUAGCAGUCUUGCUGUAACUGGUCACCGAGAAGCGACGGGUUGUUUGAACAUCUCUUAACAAGUUAUGGUUUGUAGGCAUGGAUGCAUGUUGGCUAGUGAAGACGACUUCGAACCCAGGACGUGAUAGUUGUGUUAGCUUUUUUCCUGCAUUUAGUUAUAGAAUAGGUUUUGGAACUAAGUCGAAAAGGGUGCUUUACAUACAUCGCCGUUUCGCUAUAGAGUGGUAUCAGUGACGCUUAGCGAUGUCGUGGCGUUCGAACAGUCGACAAUCGAAACGACCACGCGUUUUCACUAAAGGUGGAUUAUUGUAAUUACAACCUAUUGAAGCGCCUCAAAUUUAUAGAAAGUGGAGGCACGUAUACGUGUUUUAAAAGCUAGUAAUUGCACUCCGUUAAGAUCAGCGUACAGCCUCUAAUGGUUUCCAUCGAAAGACUUACCACUAACAGAAGCAUCAGUUAUUUAGCUCUGUUAACAUAUGAACGUUGUGUGUGUUGUUUAUUAAAGCGCUUGUUUAAACAACAACAAAAAAUUGCUUCACAAGGAUUACAAAGUUUAUCUAAAAAGCACUAGCUUCGCAUUUAAAGAUGAACUGAUUCGUAAUAAAAAAAAAAUUCAGCAGUGCCUAUAUAUACAUAUGUAUACAUAUAUAGAAAGGAGAGGAAAAUAUAUUGCAGGCAUUAGCUAGAAAUAUUUGUGAUUUGUGGUUGCACUUUCCUACGAUAUAUUACGUUGCCGUUCACGCAACCUAAAGAGACGCCACUCUUUCAUUGUUCCAUAACCAUUUGCUCAAGGACAAAAGGGGUUGUGCCAAGAAUUAGUUUGUUCCUUUUUUCACUCGCUAAGCUAUUGGUUUUAAUUAACAUUUGGUUCCACAUGAGGCCGAUAAGGAAAGACCCGAAGUGCCAUUGACAACAGUUACUUCGUUCCCGUGUAUGAAUAUCGCGAAGGAUGACUGUCAUCACGCUAAAUAACCUGAUUCUAGUAUAACGUGUGAAUUUCUAUUGCUGUUUUUGUUGUUGUUUCUUAGAGCUUAUACUUACAUAGGUGCGUGCAAAGAACAGCCAAGAUUCGUUUCGAUGUAUUGGCAGCCGAUGGCAGAGUCGUUGACAUCGCAUUGCAAUAGCGCCGCCACUUGUUAGUGUACAUAAGUAAAAAUAAAUAACGGUUUGUACAACUAGACGUGUGAAUGCUUCAGUCACAGCGUUAAAGCCAUGAAACGCGAUUUUACAAUAAAAAAGCAGCUACAACUA
Rhipicephalus sanguineus (brown dog tick) is the source of this 4711-nucleotide messenger RNA. RefSeq lists its product as uncharacterized. The record is from RefSeq and is a predicted model, not a curated record. NCBI's taxonomy places the organism in Eukaryota, Metazoa, Arthropoda, Arachnida, Ixodida, Ixodidae.